GUCUCCUCCCCCUGGCGGGACGCUCCUCCUGCUGCAGCUCCUCUCGAAAGGACUCCGGAGAAGGAGCGGCGGCGGCAGCAGCAGGAGCCGGAGGAGGAAGGAGAGAGAUGGGGGACUCCAAAGUGAAGGUGGCGGUGCGGGUCCGGCCCAUGAACAGGAGGGAAACAGACCUGCAUACAAAAUGUGCGGUGGAUGUGGAUGCAAACAAAGUGAUUCUUCAUCCUGUGAACACUAACCUUUCGAAAGGAGAUGCCAGGAGCCAACCAAAGGUGUUUGCCUACGAUCACUGCUUCUGGUCUAUGGAUGAAGCUAUCAAAGAAAAAUAUGCAGGCCAAGACGUUGUUUUCAAGUGCCUUGGAGAGAACAUUCUCCAGAAUGCCUUUGAAGGCUACAAUGCAUGUAUCUUUGCCUAUGGACAAACGGGGUCUGGAAAAUCUUAUACGAUGAUGGGCACAGCCGACCAGCCUGGAUUAAUCCCUCGGCUUUGCAGCACUCUCUUUGAAAGAGCCCAGAAGGAGGAGAAUGAAGAGCAGAGUUUCAAAGUAGAAGUGUCCUACAUGGAAAUCUACAACGAGAAAGUCAGAGAUCUCCUGGAUCCAAAGGGGAGCCGCCAGUCUUUGAAAGUCCGAGAGCACAAUGUCUAUGGGCCCUACGUGGAUGGCCUUUCCAAACUGGCUGUGGCCAGUUACAAGGACAUAGAAUCUUUGAUGUCUGAAGGCAAUAAAUCUCGGACAGUUGCUGCUACCAACAUGAAUGAAGAGAGCAGUCGGUCCCAUGCGGUUUUCAAGAUCAUCCUCACACACACAUUGUGUGACAUAAAGUCAGGGACUUCAGGAGAGAAAGUGGGCAAGCUGAGCUUGGUUGACUUGGCGGGCAGCGAAAGGGCCACCAAGACCGGAGCGGCAGGGGACAGGCUGAAGGAAGGAAGCAACAUCAACAAGUCCCUCACGACUCUUGGGUUGGUUAUUUCCGCCCUCGCAGAUCAGGCUGCUGGCAAAAACAAGAACAAAUUUGUCCCCUAUCGUGACUCGGUGCUCACUUGGCUACUCAAAGACAGCCUUGGGGGCAACAGCAAGACUGCGAUGGUUGCAACAGUCAGCCCAGCCGCCGAUAAUUAUGAUGAGACCCUGUCGACCCUACGGUACGCCGACCGGGCCAAGAACAUCGUGAACCAUGCCGUGGUGAAUGAAGACCCUAAUGCCAGGAUCAUCCGAGAACUGCGGGAGGAGGUGGAGAAACUCAGGGAGCAGCUCACCAAAGCAGAGGCUAUGAAAUCACCAGAACUGAAAGACCGUUUGGAGGAGUCUGAAAAACUUAUCCAGGAGAUGACUGUGACAUGGGAGGAGAAACUCAGGAAGACGGAAGAGAUUGCACAGGAGCGGCAGAAGCAACUCGAAAGCCUUGGCAUCUCUCUCCAGUCGUCUGGGAUCAAAGUGGGCGAUAACAAGUGCUUUCUGGUUAAUCUGAACGCUGACCCCGCUCUCAACGAACUCUUGGUCUAUUACUUAAAGGAGCACACAUUGAUUGGCUCUGAUAACUCUCAAGACAUCCAGCUCUGCGGAAUGGGGAUUCUUCCUGAGCACUGCAUAAUAGACAUCACCUUGGAUGGGCAAGUGAUGCUCACCCCUCAGAAGAAUACGAGGACAUUCGUAAAUGGCACAGCUGUCACGGGUCCUACACAGCUGCACCACGGAGACAGAAUACUGUGGGGAAACAAUCACUUCUUCAGGCUCAAUUUGCCAAAAAAGAAAAAGAAAGCAGAAACUGAGGAUGAAGACAAUUCAAUGAAAGGGAGCAACAGCUCUGAGCAGCUGGACCUAGAUGGUGACAACUCCAGCGAAGUGUCCAGUGAGAUCAACUUCAACUAUGAAUAUGCCCAAAUGGAGGUGACCAUGAAAGCUCUGGGCGGCAAUGAUCCCAUGCAGUCCAUCUUGCAAAGCCUGGAGCAGCAGCACGAAGAGGAGAAACGGUCCGCCCUGGAGCGGCAGAGGCUCAUGUACGAGCACGAGCUGGACCAGCUCCGAAGGCGGCUGUCUCCCGAGAAGCAGCACUUCCGGGCCAUGGACAGGUUCUCCUUCCACUCUCCCAAUGCGCAGCAACGGUUGCGGCAGUGGGCAGAAGAGAGGGAAGAGAUGUUGAACCACAGCCUGCGGAAGCUGCGGGAGCAGAUUGUGAAGGCCAAUUUGAACGUGAGAGAAGCCAGCUUCAUUGCAGAAGAGAUGGAGAAAAGGACCGAGUACAAGGUCACCCUACAAAUCCCAGCCUCGAGCCUCAAUGCAAACAGAAAGCGAGGCGCAGUUCUGAGCGAGCCAGCCAUCCAGGUGAGGAGAAAAGGGAAAGGCAAGCAGAUCUGGUCGCUGGAGAAGCUGGAGAACCGUCUGGUAGACAUGAGGGACCUCUACCAAGACUGGAAGGACUGCGAUGAGGACAACAUGGUCAUAAGGUCUUACUUCAGGACGGAUCCCUUUUAUGAUGAGCAGGAGAACCACAGCCUGAUCGGUGUGGCCAACGUCUUCCUGGAAUCCCUCUUCUACGACGUGAAGCUACAGUAUGCUGUGCCCAUCAUCAAUCAGAAAGGAGAGGUGGCAGGUCGCCUGCACGUGGAAGUGGUGCGUGUGAGUGGAGAGAUUGGGGAGCGAGUAGCUGGAGGAGAGGACAUCAUGGAAGGAUGCACUGAGAACGACCUGCAGGAGAACAAGUUAGUGUGUAUGAUUAAAAUCCUUCAAGCCACUGGUUUGCCUCAGCAUCUCUCCAACUUCGUGUUCUGCAAAUAUUCUUUCUGGGACCAGAUGGAACCAGUGACGGUGGCCCCCGAAGUGGAUCCCUCCUUAUCUCCCCUUAGCAAGGAGCCGCGGUGCAUGGUCGUCUUUGAUCACUGCAAUGAAUUCUCUGUCAGUAUUACAGAAGAUUUCAUGGAGUAUCUUUCCGAUGGUGCCUUGGCCAUUGAAGUUUAUGGGCACAAGCAGUUCGACCCUCGCAAGAAUCCAGCACUGUGGGAUUUGGGAAUAAUUCAAGCCAAAACACGGAGCCUUCGAGACAGGUGGAGCGAGGUCACUCGCAAAGUGGAGCUGUGGGUCCAAAUGCUGGAGCUUAACGAGAAUGGAGAAUACUGUCCGGUGGAGGUGAUUCCAGCUAAGGACGUGCAUACAGGCGGCAUUUUUCAGCUCAGGCAGGGCCAGUCACGUCGAAUUCAGGUAGAAGUCAAGUCUGUUCAAGAGUCGGGGACGUUGCCUCUCAUGGAGGAAUCCAUAUUAUCUGUCGGAGUGGGCUGUGUUCACAUAAGACCCGUCAGGCCACCAAAAAGUCACGAGAAUCAUCAGGAGGAAGAUGAUGACAUGGACAGUUACCAGGACAGAGACCUGGAGAGGCUGCGUCGGAAAUGGCUGAACGCUCUCACAAAACGCCAAGAGUAUUUAGAUCAACAGCUGCAAAAACUUGCUGGGAAGCCUGACAAAACGGAAGAUGAUGCGGACAGAGAGGCUCAGCUGCUAGAAAUGAGGUUGACCCUUACAGAAGAAAGGAAUGCUGUCAUGGUGCCUUCUGCUGGCAGUGGGAUCCCAGGAGCACCUGCAGAGUGGACGCCUGUGCCUGGUAUGGAGACACACAUUCCAGUAAUCUUCCUGGACUUAAAUGCGGAUGACUUCAGCUCUCAGGAUAACCUUGAUGAGCCAGAAGCUGGUGGCUGGGAUGCGACCUUGACUGCUGAAGAUGAGGACGAGUUCUUUGAACUACAGAUCGUGAAGCACCAUGAGAGUGAGGUGAAGGCAGAAGCGUCCUGGGAUUCCACGGUCCAUGACUGCGCCCAGCUCAGCAGGGGGGCCACAGCAGAGCAAAGGGUGUUCCUCAUCGUGCGGGUGACCGUGCAGCUCAGCCAUCCUGCAGAAAUGCAGCUGGUCCUCCGUAAGCGGAUCUGCGUUAACGUCUAUGGCAAACAGGGCUUUGCUCAGAGCUUUUUAAGAAGAAUGUCCUACCGAAGUUCCAUUCCUGGCUGUGGAGUCACCUUUGAAAUAGUUUCAAAUAUCCCAGAGGAUGCUCAGGGAGUGGAGGAGCGUGAAGCGUUGGCGAGAAUGGCAGCCAAUGUUGAAAACGCGGCUUCAGCUGACUCAGAAGCCUAUAUAGAGAAGUAUCUCCGAAGCGUGCUAGCCGUAGAGAACAUUCUCACUCUGGAUCGGCUGCGCCAGGAGGUUGCAGUGAAAGAACAGCUAACAGGCAAAGGAAAACUCUACAGGAAGAGCCUCAGCUCACCAAACGUGAACCGACUCUCCGGAAGCCGCCAAGAUCUAAAUCCACCUUAUAGCCUCGCUACCUACAAAUGUGCAAAGGUCCAGGCGGAGAGUCGUUGGGAAAGCCAGCAAGAUGUAUCGCAAACUUCAGUCCAUUCCAACAGAUCCAGGGCAAGUCUGUCAGGGUCUACUCAGCAAAACGGCUCUACCGACCCAGGGCUCGGGAGCCUGGCUGCCUCUUACUUGAAUCCUGUGAAGUCCUUCGUGCCUCAGAUGCCAAAGCUUCUUAAAUCUCUGUUUCCCUUGAGAGAUGACAAAAAGGGCAAGCAACCAUCUCCCCUUGCACAACAGCCUGUCCCGCGAAUUAUGGUCCAGUCCGCCAGCAUCGAUGCCAGCGCUGCGAAAAUUAAGCAGGUCACCCAAGAAGAGAGCCCGGAGCCGUUUGAGGUGGCCGUGCAGUCCACAGAGCUGGAGAGGUCACCCAAAGUGCCUUCGCAGCCGUCGGCGGUGGACGUUCAGGCACAAGACACCCAAGAAGGGCCACCAAGUCCCUUGAGCGAAGCGUCCAGUGGCUACUUCUCUCACAGUGUUUCCACAGCGACCCUUUCCGAAGCGCUGGCACCAGGGGGCGAUGCCCCUGGACAAGCCACUGUCCCGACACCCACAGCGAGCGAGGCGUCGCAGCCCACACCAGCCGUCCAGCUGGUGUCUGCAACUGAAGGCCCCGUAAAACCGUGUUCUGUGUUAGCCUCUGAAACUUGCCCUUCUCUUGUGAGCAGUGAUUCGCUUGCUACUGGCCUUAAAAAGGACCAGGCAAGAACUAAGGAGAGCGACAAAGUGAACGGGAAUGACAGUUUAAGGUCCAGGUUGGUUGGCUCUCCUGUCAUUCCAAGUGAGGCCUCUCUAGCUGCUGAUGCUAAAGGCAGCCCUUCUGCUGCCACCUCCUCCAGGAAAGAAUUGCAGUUGAUACAUCAGCCUGUGAAUUCACCCACCGAGGACCCACCUUCUGUUGUUGGGCAUGCAAAGUCAGCCUCCGUUUCUGACCCGGGGCCUUCCAAAUCUCAGGUUUUCCCCGACCUCUUGCCUCAGACCGGCAUUGCAGCCUCUCCUUUCAAAAUCCAAAGAGUAAGGACGUCCGAACUCAAGUCCUUCUCCAACAUGUUGGGAGGAGACUCUGGAGGAUUCUCCAGCUCGGAGGAGGAGAAGGUGGGAGGAGCAAACCAACCAGACCUGCAAGAGGCCAGCCAGGACAACGGCACAGAAGUGGCCUCUGAGGACAAACUGGAAGUGACCUCUGACUCGGAGGAAGGAAACGAGGUUCCGGACUGGCUGAAGGAAGGCGAAUACGUCGCCAUUGGUACAAAUAAGACUGGGACGGUGAGAUAUGUUGGCCCCACAGACUUCCAGGAGGGCAUAUGGGUCGGGGUGGAGCUGGAUUUGCCAUCAGGUAAGAAUGACGGUUCAAUUGGGGGAAGGCAAUACUUCAAGUGCAAUCCAGGCUAUGGGCUCCUCGUGAAGCCGAGCCGGGUAAAACAAGCCACGGGGUCUACAAGACGUCGGAGUGCUGGGCUGAGACUGCAAAGUGGCGUCGUGGCUGAGAACCGGAGGAGUGGCAAUUUCUCCAGCUCAGCCUCCAACCUGGCCUCUCUGACUGCCUUGGCCAAAUCCGAAGGAGGACCCGCUCUGAGACCCGAAAAGACCCCCAAGAAUGCAGAAAAUAGGAAAUCCUGGGCUACCUGAAGGAGGUCUGCUGAUCAGGCAAGCCAGCCUGAUCUGACACUACCUUGUGAAGUUGACACUUUGGAACGGCCUUACUCGCACAACUCAGCCAACUUGGGGGCGGCAAUGGAUGCAUGAGAGACUCCUUAGCAGGGUGGGGUGGGUGUCCUCUUCUUGGGUCACUGAUACAUGUGGAAUUCUUGGCCUUUUUUGUUAUGAGGGAGUGGCCUGUCGAAACUCCUGAUGCAAACAGUGAUGCUUCUGUGUGAGCUUUUACUUUUCUCCCCACCCCCUACAUUAUAUACCUACACACACUGUCCCUGAGGCUCUACGCGUCUGGUUCAAGGAAAGCCAUUCCCCAAAUGGCCUGCAUCCAUGUCCAGCUCCUGCAAGCAAUGUUGCUGAGGCUCCUUGUGAGAAGAGAUGCCCAAUGCAACCUGCUAUCAGUCCUUGGAGCUCUGUGGUCCUAAAGCUCACUCUUAAAUCACGCAGAAGCAAAAUCUGAUGGCCUGGUCGCCGAUGUCCUGCUAGAAACGGUGCCUGUCUUGAAUGCCUCUCUUCCUGGGCUUUUCGUGCUCUUGUUGAAGUCAGUGGGAAGGUCUUGUUCCUCCUUGUGCUGGAAUGAGGCUGUGGGGUCUGUCCAUCUUAUCAGUGGCUUUUUCCAGUUCUUCUUGUUAUGAGCAUAUAUUUUGUUUUGUUGACGAAUGGUGGCCUAGUAGUGAUUUUUUAUGUUCUUCUAGUGGGAGAGAGGAUAAAGCAUCUGCUUCUCUCUCCCGGGAUGUUGGUCUUUUUAAUUAUUUCAGCAUGUCAGCAUGCCCUCUGGUGCUACUGUAUUUAUAAAGUUGUCUCCCAUUGGUUGGUCUGAGUUUGGUCAGAGUGACCGUGCAGUGCAGAAAGAGAGUCACACUCAGCCCUAGGUGGGCAUCCUUCCUUGUGGUCUGGAUUCAAACUGGGUUGUAAAGCAGAUGUUUAUUCCUUUCCCCAGUGCUAUGGUAUUUAUUUGUUAUUUAUUAAAAUAAUACUAGUAAAGCCCUUGCGACUUACAAUCAACCCACUGCCUCCUGUUGCACAAAGGCGCACACCCUGUUGAGGGCAACACCCAGCUCUUCUUGCACACCCACACCAGCAGGACGUCCUCUCUGCCUGCUGAACGGGCCUCUUCCUGUUCCUCCAUUCAUUUCUUUCUUCAAACCAACUUAUUUCCUUGGAAGAUGUGGGUGGUUUAGAAUAAACCAUUUGAAAUGUGUCAUAAGAGCAGCCCUGCUGGAUCAGGCCCAAGAAGGCCCAUCUAGUCCAGCAUCCUGUUUCACACUUUGGCCCACCAGAUGCCGCUGGAAGCCACAGGCAGGAGUCGAGGGCAUGCCCUUUCUCCUGCCGUUACUCUCCUGCAACUGGUACUGAGAGGCAUCCUGCAUUUGAGGCUGGAGGUGGCCCACAGCCCUCCGACUGGUAGCCAUUGAUAGACCUCAAGAUUUUUGAGGCCAUGAAAAAUGGAAUUGGACCAGGCCUGCACAACUUGUGAACACCCGUUCAAAUGCAGCCCUCCAGCCAGGCCUGGUAGCUUGCCAAGUGUGACAGCACCGCACUUUUUUUUCCUUUGCAGUCCCAGGCAGGCAGUAAAAAACCAGGAAGCUUCUGGAACCCCCAGUAGCCACCCAUGGCUCAGAGUCUGCAUUCAAAAAGUUGUGCGUGCCUGAUUUAUAUGUUUUCAUCCAAACUGGCGGAACUCCAGUGUUGCCCAGUGUACCACUAAGACUUGGAACCAAUUCUGACAUAACCUUCUGUAGUCAUAGUGUUUGUCCAGGAGCAUGUAAAAACGAUGUUCCAGUGGAUCUCAUGCAGGCAAUUUGGUCACAAAUGAUCCCACUGAUUGCUUCGGUCUGGAAUCCUGAAACUUGUGGGGUCAUCCAUGAUCAUAUUCCAUGGACGAGGUCAUCCAGUUUCACCUCUUUAAAAGGAGAUACUUGCAGAAAUGACUUGUUGGUUCUGGGCUGACCCUCAGCUUAGUGAACAUGAAGGUAUUGAUCAGUUGUAGAGAUCUGAGCUCUGUCAGUAACCUAUUAAAGGUUGCAAAUUCAGUUGUUGAACCAGAGUGUGCGUCUCCAUUUUCUGCCCCUACUGUGCAGAUGUGUAUCCACGUGUCUUAGCCAUCCAGGCCUCAAGGCUGAAGGAAGAGCUGUUGCAGAGGUUGCUUUCUGUCCUGGAUAGGAUGUUGGGUGGAGGAGGAGUGUAAUUGGGGUUGGUUGGUUUGCAGAAGGAACAUAAAUUUAAGCCUUGAAUGGGGAAAGGGAAUGACUCCCUGCUCCUCUCCAGGGUACUUGUUGUUUGUGUGCAAUUGGAAGGUUGUCUGGGGUGUGCUGGAGAUGGAUCCACAUGAAUUCCAGGUCUCCUUUUAAUAAAAUAAAAAAGUGAAUUUCUAGCACUAUUUUGGUUCUAAAACCUGCAGCCUAUGGUCCUAAUCCAGAUAAAGUAAAGCACCCCCAAAUCCUGCUGAAAUGGGGUUUAAAUUAGUUGUAAUUCUAUGAGGGCUAGAAAUGUCCUCUUUGGUAAGGAUUUCCUGGAUUCUGUAUUAGAAGGCCAGUUUCCACAAACUGCCAUGUGGUCACAACAGAGCAGAUUACUAGAACCUCUGCCCUCCCUGUGAAGUGUUGCUAAAUAGGAUGAGUGAGAAAAUUAGCUGCAAGUUGCUUUUCUCCUUGUGGCAGUGACUAAAUACACUAAGUGUAGACUUAUCUAUUUUAUUGCUAACUACCUACUUGUAGUUGCACAGCCGAUCCCUCAGGAAGGACCUUAGCUCAGUGGCAGAGCAUUUGUUUUGCAUGCAGAAGACCCAGGUUCAAUCCCUGGCAGCAUCUCUAGGUAGGGCUAAGAAAGACUCCUGCCUGAAACCAUGGAAAGCUGCUGCCAGUCAGUGUAGACAAUACUGACCUCGAUGGACCAAUGGCCUGACUCUGUAGAAGGCAAGCCACCUUAAUAUAACCGGUGCCUGCAUAGCUAGAACAGCCCAGCUGGAAAUGCUCCUGUGAUUAUGUCUUUGUGUACAGGAUUUUCUUGCAAGGUUUUCCCCCCCAUGCACUUUACCCAAAAGGAAAGGAGGCUAGUUCUACAAAGAAGUGACAGCUGCACUAUAGACCACGAUCCAGAGAUCUUUAGACACUCAGACCUUUUUGUCUUGGAACAGCUCUUCUCUCCCUCUGCUGUAUCACUGACACCAUUCCCCACCUCUUUGAUUUCGGUUUUUAUUCACCAAGAAGCUGCACAUUCCUUAAUACAUUCAAGCUUCCGUGUGUAAUUUGAAAGAACACUGAAGAAGAAAAAAUCAGAGGCAGCUUGUUGAAGAAACACACAUUUAACAGUUGUGCUGGAGUGGGCAGAGAUUGCCAUGUAAUUUUCUGGAUUGUGGUCAUGCUCUUUACACCUUUCUCCUUUUUAAAUUAAUUGCCCUUUAACAUCCUUCCUCUAGGUCUGUUCUGAUCAUGGUGUCCAGGUUCUUGCAGAGGAUGCCGAUACAUCCCUCCCACCCACCUACCCAUGUUGAUAGAAGAAAGUGUAAACUUGGGUACCAUAAACCACUACGAUUUCCCCCAUUAAUUUGUACAUGGGGCAGGUUUGCUGAGACUGCUACAUUGUCGCAGUGCUGUUUCCAAAACAAACCUUUCUUUUUUCAUUACAAAGCAAAGGAUUUCUACUGCCAAGAAGUGUCUUCCUAGAACACCACCAUUGGAUUUUCAAAAGCUAACUACUAGUUAAUCUUAAAAUUCACAAACUUUAAAAUGUUCUGUGUAGAAGCUGUUCUCUCUGGGAUUUUCAGUGACAUUCUUUACACACUUCUUUUAACCAGACUUUGAAAUAAAGACGUUUAUGGCUGAACGGAGGGUGGCAAAUACCUUUUGAGUUACUUCCCUCUGAGCUGGAAGGGAAAGAGAGUGGGGCACUGGACUUCCAAGGUAGGUGUGGGAACUCGGGCCAUUCCUUUGGCCCACUCGUGAUCUCUAGAGCAUGGGUAACAGUUGCUGGGCUACAGUUCCCACCAUCCCUAGCUGCACUAAGUUGAUGCCGGAGAGUCUCCGAUUGGCCACUCUUGCUACAGAUAGAGAGAGAAAAUUCUCCCCCCACCCCCACCGAACCUUCUUGGAGUUUGCCGCCUCUUUCUCCCCCCCCCCACCCCCAUGGUGGCCCAUAACAUUACUCUGGCCACUCCGUAGUACUGUUCGUUUCACUUAAGCAAGCCUCCAUUCCUUCAACCGUGCCUUAUCUGCCAAUCUAAGAGCCAGCCUACUCUUUCUGUCUUCCAUGUGGCAGCUGCAUUCAUAUGGUAAAGCAUUGGCAUGCAGCCAUUUGGCCCACUGCUUGGCUGGCUUUUGGGGAGGGUAGAACCAGAACGUUGGCUAGAGCGGUAGGUGUUCUUGAGGAAGAAUCCUGUGGUCUGCUGCUUGAAAUAUUUUAAUAAUGCAAACUCUUGACACUUUUCUGUAGUAGCAGCAGCAAUGCCUCUUCACCCAGAUUUUCCGCUGCUACCGAGCGCGCUCUCUUGAGAUGGGCCAGCAGCCAAGUGGGAUGCCAUAUCCAAGAUGGGAUAUAUAUUUAUUUAUUUAGGAUAUUGGUAAAUAUGGUAAAUGUAGGCCAAUACCAUUUGUAGUGGCCAAUACCAUUUUGGAUGUGGCUAGCAUACUUGGUAGUUGUAAUGUACCUACUGUGAAGGCAAGGCAUUGGGGUGGUCUCAGUUGUGCCCUAAUUCGCAACUCUUACCCAUUUCCUGUUGAGUGGAAAAUGUGUCCUAUUUCUACUCUUCUUCCACACUAAGCAACACGAGGAGGCAUAUGCAGAUAUAGCACCUGAUGCAGUCAACUCAAAAGACUUUCCUACUUCAUAAUCAACACUAACUUCCUCCGAUGUAAUUAGAGAUUGUCUUUUGGUAUUGUCUCUUCUGUUGAUUUGUUUUGUGAUUUUUGUUUUGUACAUGUAGAAAGACUGUAUAUAAAGAACGGAUGUUUAGAGUGUGAUGGUCAGUACUGUCGGUUGUACCGUUAAUGUGCUAAAAUCCAAAGAUUCUUGUAAUGAAUUGUAAAGUUUUUAAUCUCUUGUAUUAUACUAAAUAACUUGUAAUAAUUGUAUCAUAUCUGUGACAUGAUGUAUGUUAUCUAAAUAAAAAAAAACCUUCUUUAGGCCAA
This is a messenger RNA of Hemicordylus capensis (graceful crag lizard), 11113 nucleotides long. RefSeq names its product kinesin family member 13B (gene KIF13B). The record is from RefSeq and is a predicted model, not a curated record. Lineage: Eukaryota; Metazoa; Chordata; Lepidosauria; Squamata; Cordylidae. The coding region runs from base 108 to 5963 and encodes 1951 amino acids. The transcript has 41 exons. Gene Ontology annotation, cellular component: adherens junction. Gene Ontology annotation, molecular function: microtubule binding; cell adhesion molecule binding; microtubule motor activity. Gene Ontology annotation, biological process: regulation of protein localization; microtubule-based movement.